AUGUACAUCACUCUCUAUUACAUAGUCACCCGCCUCCCUGACUCCCUUCGCGUAGUCAGGGACCACUUUCUCUCAGUCUGUCCCACCACUCUCACUAUUGACCUCCUAGAGAAGGCCCUCCUAGCAGCGGAGAAGAGCAUAGUCGCUGUAGGAGCCUCUCGUGGUGACCCUCGCACCCCCAUCUUUGAGGGGUGUUCCCCUUCCCCCCUGUUGCCCUCUGUCGCCUCUGCUGCUGCGGCCAACCUACUUGGUCUUGAGUCGGUCGGUGCGGCGUCUGCCCCUAGCGGGAGACGCCGCUCUGGCAAGGGCAAGGGGGGCAAGGGCGCGGGUGGAUCUAGCGGGGGUGGUGGAGGUGGCAGUGGAGGCGGCGGAGGGAGUGGGGGUGGCGGUGGGAGUGGUGCCGGGGGUGGAGGUGGCGGUGGCAGCGGCGGAGGCAGAGGCGGCGGUGGCGGUAGCGGUGGGAGCGGAGGCGGCGGUGGCGGCGGAGGUGGAGGCGGCGGUGGUGGAGGAGGUGGAGCUGGUCGAGGUGGUACUUCUCAGCGGAGUGGCUCCGGGAGUGGUCAGCGCCAGCAGCAGCCGCAGCGCUCUCGGGACAUCCCCCCUCCUCAGCAGCUCCGUGAGUGGUACACGCAGCGUCAACGUGGUGGGGGUUUUGGCCCGUGCACCUACGUCCUCCGCUCCGGCGACCGCACGGGUGAGCAGUGUGGGGGUGCUCACCCCACCCAGCGCUGCUUUGGCCGCCUGACGGACGCUUGGCGUCAGCAGUUCCCGGAGGCUAGUGAGAUCCCCCGCUGGGGAGAGCUGUCUAGGGCAGGCGUAGCUAUCUUUGAUCUUGACUUUGAUGCUAUCAUUGCUGCCAUGUAUGCUGUGACUAUUAGUGAUGAGGGUGACUGUUACCGGUGUUUCCCGCCCGACCCGGGCAUUAGUACUGCUGCUCUAGGUACUAGUGAGGCUGCUGCUCUAGGUGCCAGUGCGUCCGCACCCUCAGGUGCUGGUGAGUCUGCGCUCUCAGGUACCACGUCGGCUUCGGCCUCCCUCACCUUCACACUUGACUCAGGGGCUUCUCGCUCCUUCUUUCGAGACCGCACCACACUCACGCCGAUUGGUCGGCCAGUUGCAGUCUCCCUGGCAGACCCCUCUGGGGGUCCUGUCCUCUCUCACUUCUCCACUGUCCUCCCGUGUCCGGCUGCCCCCUCUGGCACCUUGUCUGGUCUUUACCUCCCCUCGUUCUCUACAAACUUGGUGAGUGGUGCUGACCUGCAGGAUACGGGGGUUCACCAGUUCACUCCUGCGAGUCAGCGGGUGACCCACUGCACGGACGCUCGGACAGGCCGACACCUGGCCACGUUUACACGUCGGCCGGGGUCGAGCCUGUACACACUGACCACUGAGUCUCCUCCAGUCACUGCGUCUGGUCAGGUAGCUGCGUCGGGUCAGGGGCGGCUCCGAGCUGCCCCUCACUCCUCUCAAAUUCCCCUGACAGAGGCCCCGCUGCAGACGCUUCACAUGGACGUGUGGGGCCCGGCCCGCGUCCGUGGACAGGGUCACGAGCGCUACUUCCUGCUGGUGGUUGACGACUACUCGCGUUACACCACAACCUUCACGCUUACGGACUCUCCGCAGCAAAAUAAGAUUGCUGAGCGCCGCAUUGGCAUGGUCAUGGACGUCGCUCGUACGUCCAUGAUGCAUGCGGCUGCCCCCCAUUUUCUGUGGCCGUUUGCGGUUCGGUACGCAGCGCAUCAGAUCAACCUUCACCCCAGGGUCUCCAGACCGGAGACCUCCCCAGCCUUGCUGUGGACUGGGAAGGUCAGCGAUGCGUCUGCGUUCCGUGUUUGGGGAUCUCGGGCGUUUGUCCGCGACUUGUUUGCGGGCAAGCUGUCCCCUCUUGCUGCUCCCUGUGUCUUCCUUGGCUUCCCCCCUGACGCCCCUGGGUGGCAGUUCUACCACCCCACCUCUCGUCGUGUUCUGUCCUCCCAGGACGUCACGUUCGACGAGUCAGUACCCUACUACCGCCUAUUCCCCUACCGCACUCCUUCCCCCCCCCCGCAACCGCACUUCCUUGUGCUAGGUCCCCCCCCGGUAGACCCCCUCCACCCUCAGGGUCCUGCCCCUUGA
Molecule: messenger RNA, 2115 nt
Organism: Closterium sp. NIES-65
Lineage: Eukaryota; Viridiplantae; Streptophyta; Zygnematophyceae; Desmidiales; Closteriaceae
Source: the annotation of a GenBank genome assembly